Molecule: messenger RNA, 3898 nt
Organism: Microtus oregoni (creeping vole)
Lineage: Eukaryota; Metazoa; Chordata; Mammalia; Rodentia; Cricetidae
Gene: Afap1l2
Product: actin filament associated protein 1 like 2
Exons: 20
Coding region: 427-2991 (854 amino acids)
Biological process (GO): positive regulation of DNA-templated transcription; positive regulation of epidermal growth factor receptor signaling pathway; regulation of interleukin-6 production
Cellular component (GO): cytosol
Molecular function (GO): SH2 domain binding; SH3 domain binding
Source: RefSeq, a predicted model, not a curated record
UCGGCAUUGGGUUCGCAGUCGCUGCACUUGAGAAGUCAGAUCUUGGUGAAGACCUGCGGGCGCUUGCUGCUCCCGUAGCCUCCCCCAGGCUUUGAGGACACCCCAGUCUUUCUUCUUCGCCCCGCCGCCCUCAGGCCGACUUGGAGGAAGUGAUCUGCAGCUGGGGCGGGGAGCACAGGGCCGGGUGCGCGAGGAGGCGAGCGCCCACUGUCCGGACCGGCUGCAGAGAUCCCAGGCGCGGUCGAGGGCGACGCGCCUGGGUGGAGACCGGAUCGGAGGGCUGGGGGCGCGGCGGCCACUCCGGGAGGUCGGGAGGCGAGCGUGACCUCACUGGGAGGGGCCAGCACGCAGCUGGGGCUCGGAACCCAGCGCUGAGGGCGCUGUGCGGAGCGGUUCGCAGCGCCGAGAGCGCAAGCCGUGACCGGGAUGGAGCGCUACAAAGCCCUGGAGCAGCUGCUGACAGAGCUGGAUGACUUCCUCAAGGUUCUAGACCAGGAGAACCUGAGCAGCGCAGCCUUGGUGAGGAAGAGUGGCCUGGCGGAGCUCCUGCGGCUUUACACCAAGAGCAGUAGUUCUGAUGAGGAGUACAUUUACAUGAACAAAGUAUCAGUCAACAGGGAGCAGAACUCAGCAUCUUCACUUGAAGUGCCCGAAGAGCAGGGUCCACUGACCAAUGGGGAGCCCAGCCGGCACUCCUCAGCCCCACAGAAGAGCCUUCCAGAUCUUCCUCCACCCAAGACGAUUCCAGAGCGGAAGCAGCUCACUGUUCCAAAGAUUGAGUCUCCUGAGGGCUACUAUGAAGAGGCUGAGCCAUAUGAUACGUCCAUCAUUGGUCACUAUGGAUCUUAUCUCCCUACUGGAGUCCCCAGAUCAGCACAGUUGCCUGAAGGAGUCAUUUAUGCCACGAUCACCUUGGAGGACGGAGAGGCCGUGAGCAGCUCCUAUGAGUCCUACGAUGAAGAGGAGAACAGCAAAGGCAAGGCAGCCCCCUACCAGUGGCCCUCGCCCGAGGCCAGCAUUGAGCUGAUGCGUGACGCCCGCAUCUGUGCCUUCCUGUGGCGCAAGAAGUGGCUGGGCCAGUGGGCCAAGCAGCUCUGUGUGAUCAGGGACACCAGGCUCUUGUGCUACAAAUCAUCCAAAGAUCACAGCCCUCAGCUGGACGUGAACUUGCUGGGGAGCAGCGUGGUGCACAAGGAGAAACACGUGCGGAAGAAGGAGCACAAGCUGAAGAUCAUGCCGAUGAAUGCCGACGUGAUUGUGCUGGGCCUGCAGAGCAAAGACCAAGCCGAGCAGUGGCUUCGGGUCAUCCAGGAAGUGAGUGGCCUGCCUUACGAAGGAGCUGCGGAGGGAAACCAGUACACACCGGAUGCCCAGCGCUUGAACUGUCAGAAACCAGAUAUAGCUGAGAAAUACCUACCAGCUUCGGAGUAUGGGAGCUCCAUUGAUGGCCACCCUGAGGUCCCAGAGACCAAAGACGUCAAGAAGAAGUGUUCUGCUGGCCUCAAACUGAGCAACCUGAUGAACCUGGGCAGGAAGAAGUCCACCUCGCUGGAGCCCCCAGAGAGAUGCCUCGAGACAUCAAGCUACCUAAAUGUACUGGUCAACAGCCAGUGGAAGUCACGUUGGUGCUUCGUUAGAGACAGCCACCUGCACUUCUACCAGGACCGGAACCGGAACAAGGCUGCCCAGCAGCCCCUCAGUUUGGUGGGCUGUGAAGUGGUUCCAGACCCCUGCCCCGACCACUUGUACUCCUUCCGCAUCCUCCACAACGGCGAGGAGCUGGCCAAGCUUGAGGCCAAGUCCUCAGAGGAGAUGGGCCACUGGCUAGGCCUCCUGCUCUCAGAAUCAGGCUCCAAGACAGACCCAGAGGAGUUCACCUAUGACUAUGUGGACGCAGAAAGGGUUUCCUGUAUUGUGAGUGCGGCCAAAACCUCUCUCUUACUGAUGCAGAGAAAGUUCUCAGAACCCAACACAUACAUUGACGGCCUGCCCAGUCGGGACUGCCCAGAGGAGCUGUACGAUGACGUCAUGUCGGAGUCAAUGACGGUGGUAGAGCCUGCUGAGGAGGCUGCCCCUGCUGUAGACGCUAGCAGUGAGAGUGAGCUCGACCGAGUGUACCUGGAUCUCACUCCUGUCAAAUCCUUCCUGCACGGCCCCAGUGAGGGACAGGCAGAGGCCUCGCUCCCAGCAUUGCCACAGUUGGACGAUCUAGCUGAGACCCUCACAGUAGACCCAGACCCUGGCCUCGCCCCAGACGAGCCCCACACAGGGUCUCCAGAAAGCCUGGAGGAGCAGCAGAGGCCGCUGGAGAGUCAGGAGUCCUCGGAACCCUUGGAGCCUGCCUUGAGAAUCCCCACAGUCAAACUGCAGGCCGAGCAGCAGAGAAUCUCCUUCCCAGGCAACUGCCCGGACACCGUGGUUUCUGCCCCCACCAGUGCCAGCCCGCCUGUGAAGGACAAGCUGAGGGUGACCAGUGCAGAGAUCAAACUUGGGAAGAACCGGACCGAGGCCGAGGUGAAGCGGUACACGGAGGAGAAGGAGAGGCUGGAGAGGAAGAAGGAGGAGAUCCGGGGGCACCUGGCUCAGCUCCGCAGAGACAAGCGGGAACUCAAAGAGAUGCUGCUGAGGUGCACAGAUAAGGGAGUCCUGGCCAACCUGGAGCAGAAGCUGAAGAGAGUGGAUGAGGAGUGCCGGAUCGAGGAGAGCAGGCUUGUGGACCUUGAGCUCAACAUCAUGGAGGUGAAGGACAACCUGAAGAAGGCCGAGGCUGGACCCGUGACACUGGGCACAGCUGUGGAUACCACCCACCUGGACAACAUGAGCCCUCGCGCACAACCCAAAGCUGCCGCCCCCACCCCCACCCAGACCCCAGACUCUACCCCAGUCAACUCUGCCUCCGUGCUCAAGAACAGGCCUCUUUCCAUCAUGGUCACAGGCAAAGGCACCGUCCUACAGAAAGCCAAGGAAUGGGAGAAGAAAGGAGCCAGUUAGGAAACACAAAUGAACCACCUAAAGAGUCUGUGUCAGUGUGGACCUUGGUGACAAUCCUGCUUCCAUCAAGUCAUCGACAAACAGUCCCUCUGAGGAAGGGUGAGUCUGUGCAGAAGAAAAGCAAGGAAUGAGGUGGCCUGAAGGAGGCAUUGUCCCCUUUCCAGGACAAAGGGAAUACGGCGGCGGCAGCAACUUCUUUGGAGACCUAAGUCUAUUGGCCAUCAGUGAGACAUUGCACCUUUUCUUUUUUUAAAAAAGAUUUUAUUCAUCAAUCUGUUGUUUUAUCAAGAUUUUUAAGUGGUGGAAAAAAUGGCCAUGUGGCUUUGGUGACAUAAAAAUGUAAACUGCUGACCCCUUAUCUUUAAUCCUGCAUUUGGCAGUGUUAGGGGUAAUCUUAAAGAGCAUUGGCCACCAAAGGCGUGAACUCUGGAGACCAGUAGCAGGGACACAUUUGGGACCAAGCUAAGGCACUGAUUCCACCAAGGACUUUCCUGAUUCAACUGCCUUUAAAAGACAAACUCUUAAACAAUGCUGUAUUGGAUAGGGGAAACUCCCUGUGUUUACAGACUCCGUCCUGUGGCCAGGCCAUUUUUAAGAAAAGUUAGUUAAUCGCCUCUUCAUUCCACUUUAAAGAUGUUUUUAAUGUCUGGUCCCCUUGCAGGACAGAGUGGUGAGCAGCCAGUGCUGUCCUUUUGUGCUCCGUCUCUGUGCUGGCAUUAACACAGGUUGAAACAUUUCAUCAACCCCAUUUCUGGGCAUUCAGAAUCAGCUAUCGAACACUGGUUUCUGAAGGCUAAAUAUUUUUUAUGCAUAAUGUCUUUCUAAUCCCAGGGCAUUUAUUUCCUGUGAAAUAAACACUUGGUGACCUUUACCAAGUGGUGAGUUAGAUUUUUUAAAUAAAAUGUUC